Messenger RNA from Eremomyces bilateralis CBS 781.70, 3812 nucleotides. RefSeq names its product putative ribosome biogenesis protein Ria1. Gene Ontology annotation, biological process: cytosolic ribosome assembly. The transcript is spliced from 6 exons. Gene Ontology annotation, cellular component: cytosol; ribonucleoprotein complex. Lineage: Eukaryota; Fungi; Ascomycota; Dothideomycetes; Eremomycetales; Eremomycetaceae. The record is from RefSeq and is a predicted model, not a curated record. The coding region runs from base 227 to 3475 and encodes 1082 amino acids. Gene Ontology annotation, molecular function: GTPase activity; GTP binding; ribosome binding.
AAGUUUCGAGAUUCACAAACCUUACCAAUCGGUAUAAAAUUAAACGACGACCGAUAUCUUUACUUUCGAUGCUUUGUAUCAAGGGUUAUCAGGUGCAUUGAAACGUCCCGUUAGAUCAUAGGGCAAAUUUGGUGUGCGUUAAUAAGAACAAAUACGUAAACCUGCCCCAUCCAUCCGUCCUUCCGCUUGCUGGACACCCUAUUCCAGCACACAUCACGGCUUCGAAAUGCCAGUAGUCGGUGUUGAGAAGCUCACAGAGCUUCAGGGUGCUCCAGACGGCAUCCGUAAUGUUUGCAUUCUCGCCCAUGUCGACCAUGGCAAGACAUCCCUCACAGAUGCUCUCAUCGCCACCAACGGCAUCAUCUCUCCCAAACUCGCAGGAAAGAUCCGCUACCUAGACUCUCGGCCAGAUGAGCAACUCCGUGGUAUCACCAUGGAAUCUUCCGCCAUCUCAUUGUACUUUGCCAUGCUGCGCCGGUCGUCUCCGGAAACGGAACCGAAACAGCACGACUACCUUAUCAACCUCAUUGAUUCUCCGGGGCACGUCGAUUUCAGCUCUGAAGUCAGUACAGCAUCCCGUCUCUGCGAUGGAGCCAUGGUGUUAGUUGAUGCAGUUGAGGGGGUUUGUAGUCAAACGGUCACGGUCCUCCGGCAGACAUGGACGGAGAAAUUGAAGCCCGUCUUGGUCAUCAAUAAGAUGGAUAGGCUCAUUACAGAGUUGAAGAUGAGCCCUUACGAAGCACACAUCCACCUCAAUAAACUCCUAGAGCAGGUCAACGCCGUAGUCGGAGGCUUCUUCCAGGGAGAACGAAUGGAAGAGGACUUGCGGUGGCGGGAGCGAUUGGAACAGAAAGUAAACGCCGCCGCUGACAAGGCCAAGGGGAAGAGUGGCGGAACAGACGCGAGCGAAAUCAUCGACGGCGACUUCGUAGAGAUGGACGAUGAAGAUAUCUACUUCGCGCCGGAAAAGAAUAACGUCAUAUUCAGCAGCGCGGUUGACGGCUGGGCUUUUACUGUCAAGCAAUUUGCCAGUUUAUAUGAGAAAAAACUCGGCAUUAAGAGGUCAAUCUUAGAGAAAGUACUCUGGGGAGACUUUUUCCUGGAUCGAAAGACCAAGAGAGUCCUCAGCUCUAAGCAUCUCAAAGGUCGUGCCUUGAAGCCAAUGUUCGUGCAACUGGUUCUUGAGAACAUUUGGGCGGUAUACGAUGCAACCGUCACUGGCAACGAUGGCAAGGGCGAUCCGGAACUUUUGAAAAAGAUCACAAAGUCUCUGAAUAUCACGCUUCCUCCACAUAUCCUCCGUUCCCGCGACCCACGCGCAUUACUUACCGCCCUCUUCGCUGCCUGGCUACCACUCUCCACUGCGGUGCUCGUCACCGUUAUCGAACAAAUCCCCUCCCCUCCCGCAGCUCAAGCAUUACGGAUACCAGACUUAGUCGCUUCGAGUCCCGGAAGCAAUGCAGUGGACCCAAAGAUCAAGGCCGCCAUGACGGAAUUUCAUUCCAAGAAGGAGGAUCCCCUCGUUGCGUACGUGAGCAAAAUGGUGGCAGUCAAGGAGAGCGAGCUACCGAAGGAGAAGAAAAGGGGUGGAUUCAUGCUGACAGCUGAGGAGGCACGGGACCUCGCGAGGAAGAAACGUGCACAGUUCGCUGCUGCUAAAACCACUGAGGUGGACGGCGUCACGGACUCACUAUCAAUGGCCACUAUCACUGGCGCGAAUGAUAUGAAUGGCGCAGAAGACGACAGUGUUGCGGAACCUGAAGAUCCAGAGCACCUUAUUGGAUUCGCACGACUCUAUUCUGGUACUCUCUCGGUUGGUGACGAGGUCUGGACUUACGGACCGAAAUAUAUGCCCGAUGCACCGGACGUUGCUCCUCCUACCAAAGCAACGAUCACGGGGCUAUAUCUUCUUAUGGGACGACAUCUGGAACCUUUGAAAAUAGCGCCAGCAGGAAUCGUGGUGGGGAUUGCUGGUCUGGCUGGCCAUAUCCUCAAAGCUGGCACGCUUUCAAACCUCGGACCGGCCGGGACCCCCAAUCUCGGCGGAAUAUCUGGCUCCGUUCGACCUAUUGUUCGGGUUGCACUGGAGCCAGUAUUCCCUGCUGACUUGGACAAACUCAUCACUGGUCUCAAGUUGCUCGUACAGGCGGAUCCGUGUGCUGAAUAUGAGGUUCUGGAGUCAGGAGAGCAUGUGGUGUGUUGUGCCGGCGAAUUGCAUCUUGAGCGUUGCUUGAAAGACCUGAGGGAGCGGUUCGCGAGAUGUGAGAUCCAGGCCGGAGAACCGAUCGUUCCUUAUAGGGAGAGCAUUGUGGAAGCGAAAGAGAUGAAUCCCCCUCGGGAGAAAGAUCUGCCGCGAGGCACAGUCAUUACAGCGACGCCUAGCGGCAUUGUGACGAUCCGGUUGAGGGUCAGGCCGUUGCCGGAGAAUGUGACCGAGUGCUUGAUCAAGAACUCGAGGUCAAUACGGAAAGUCUGGGCAGAGGGGCGCGAGAGUUUAGACGAGAGGCAUCCCGUGGGGGAAGGAGUUGGAAAUGCCUCAACAAGCGAAUUAAUAGUUGGAGGGGACUUGGACCAGGGCGAACUGUGCUCAAGAGACGAUCUCAGGAAACGUUUGAUGUCUGCUUUUGAAGUGGCUGAGAAGGACAAUGGCACAUGGAAGGGGGUGGUUGACACGAUCGCUGCAUUUGGUCCACGGCGAGUUGGUCCGAACGUGUUAAUCGACGCGACGAAGGACGGCGCAUGCAGCAAAGUACUACACGAGACAAAUGGCGCUUCGGAAGGAUCGAUCACAAACCAACAUUCUAGAGCAGGUCUAACAGCGCAAGACCUCUCUGACAAGAUCAACUACGCGUUCCAACUGGUAACAGCUCAGGGGCCGCUCUGUAAUGAGCCGAUGCAAGGCGUGGCUGUCUUCCUCGAGGACAUCACCAUUUCAAGCUCGAUGGAUGAAGCGGCCAGCGCUCGUGACAAACUUGGUCGAUUAACCAGUGAAGUGAUAAAGGCAGUCAGGGAUUCCAUUCGCACUGGGUUCCUGGACUGGAGUCCGCGCAUGUUGCUUGCCAUGUAUAGCUGCGAGAUCCAAGCUUCAACGGAGGUCCUUGGUCGGGUCUAUGGCGUCAUCACUCGGCGUCGUGGUCGCAUCCUCUCCGAGGCCAUGAAAGAAGGCACGCCGUUUUUCACUGUCGUGGCCGUUCUCCCCGUCGCCGAGUCCUUCGGCUUCUCCGAGGAGAUCCGAAAGCGGACCUCAGGCGCAGCGAGCCCUCAGCUCGUCUUCCAUGGGUUCGAGAUGCUGGAUCAGGACCCGUUCUGGGUGCCGUUCACGGAAGAGCAAUUGGAAGAUCUGGGAGAGUUGGCGGAUAGGGAGAACGUGGCGAAGAUGUAUACAGAGAAGGUGAGGAAGAGGAAGGGGUUGUUUAUUGCAGGGAAGAAGUUAGUGGAGAAUGCGGAGAAACAGAAGACGAUGAAGAAUAACUAAGGAAGAUUUUUCCUCGCAGUGCAAUACGAAGGGAAUGAAUGGUUGCCGCUACAAUGAAGUGUAUCUUCCGGGUGUAGUCGGGCGAUCCGCAAAUCACACAGAUCAAGGGUUCCCUUUUGAACGUGUAGCCAUAUCAGUAUCCAAUCCUCGGACUACAACCAGUUUCGUAGUCUCCGGCAUCGUACUGCCACCAGCGCUACUGAUACACUUUAGUGGAUGUGCUGGGCCAUGACUAAACCCCUGAAGUUCCGGAAGACUUAAUUUCCGACAUGAUAUCAACGAAAAUGAAGUUAGGAGGUUCCAACUCCCUGGAACCGAUCUUCAACAGGAUGAUCUG